Molecule: messenger RNA, 607 nt
Organism: Hyposmocoma kahamanoa
Lineage: Eukaryota; Metazoa; Arthropoda; Insecta; Lepidoptera; Cosmopterigidae
Gene: HLH4C
Product: helix-loop-helix protein 1
Exons: 3
Coding region: 120-539 (139 amino acids)
Biological process (GO): regulation of transcription by RNA polymerase II
Molecular function (GO): protein dimerization activity; RNA polymerase II cis-regulatory region sequence-specific DNA binding; DNA-binding transcription factor activity, RNA polymerase II-specific
Source: RefSeq, a predicted model, not a curated record
GGACCAGCGAGGAACCACGAUAGUGAUUUUGUGCAAUUUGUGAAAAGUGGUGUUUGAGGAAAAAUGUUUUGAAAACUUAAAUAACCACAUUUUAACUCGCCUUUAUACUAACAGCCACUAUGAAGAGCUGGCUGGAGACAGCUGGCGGCAUGGAGGACGAGUCCAUGCCAUGCAUGCUGGUGGAACCUAGAGAAGCGCUAUUGCCCAUCACUGGAAGGGAAAACCUGGCUCCUAUGAAAAGAGAAAGAGUCCUAGAGUCGUGUGCAAUAUCAGAAGAAGCAUACUUAUCAAGCGGAGCUGGAUCUCCCUGUGCAGGUUUGUCCCGUGAAGAGCGCCGGCGCAGACGACGAGCUACACUCAAAUACCGCACAGCUCACGCUACAAGAGAACGAAUCAGAGUUGAAGCAUUCAAUGCUGCUUUUGCAGCCUUAAGGAGACUGUUGCCAACUCUACCGCCAGACAAGAAAUUGUCUAAAAUUGAAAUCUUGCGCUUAGCCAUUUGUUACAUAGCUUAUUUAAAUCACGUGUUAGAGGCGUGAUGUGAUGUUAAUAAUAUUAAUUCGCAUUCUUCUCUAGUAAUUUUACCAACGACAUAUGUAUUAUAUGA